Molecule: messenger RNA, 4923 nt
Organism: Lycium barbarum (goji berry)
Lineage: Eukaryota; Viridiplantae; Streptophyta; Magnoliopsida; Solanales; Solanaceae
Product: putative pentatricopeptide repeat-containing protein At1g13630
Exons: 8
Coding region: 213-2687 (824 amino acids)
Molecular function (GO): protein binding
Source: RefSeq, a predicted model, not a curated record
AAAACAUUUUCAAGAGCUUAAGUACAGCCAAAUAAGAGAAAAUAGAAAAACAUUUUCCCUUGUACACACCCCAAUUAAGAAGGAAAAAAAAAAAAAGAUCAUGACGACGUCGUUCCCUUUGUCUCUCCCACAACCAAAUGGCCAUUCUUUUACUAUCUCUUAAACCCUAAACCCUCUAAACCUCCCAUUCUUUUUUCUCUUUACUUCUCCUAAUGCUUCGAUUAACCCUCAAAUCACCCCUUAAACCUCCAUUAAUCUCCUCUCUCUUCCUCCUUAAUCCCUCUUUCUUCACCACCACUAACCUCGCCGUUAACCACCGUGAACCACCACCAUCCGCCACCGGAAAAUCAAGAAUCCUCAGUUUUUUCCUACAAAAUCACACUAAAGGUUCAACAAAUCAUUUACAACAAAACCCAUGUUUUAAAAAUUUAAUCUUUGAGCUAAAUUCAUUGGAAAUAGAAGGAAUUGUUGAGAAACUAAGUGUUGGAAAUACUGAAUCUGCACUUGAGUUCUUUUUCUUGUUGAGAAAUGAUUAUGGAUUUAAGCAUUCAAGAGUUUCAUACAUUGUUAUUGCUCAUAUUUUGGCUAAAAAACAAAGGUUUAGAGCUUUGAAGUUUCAUUUACAAUAUUUGGUUCAACAAGAAGGCUCUGGUUCAGCUCAUUCGAUAUGUGAGCUGCUUUCGAGUCGCUUUCAGAAAUGGGAUUCUAAUCAUGUUGUCUGGGAUAUGCUGGCUUCUGCUUAUUCCUGGUGUCAGAUGGUUAAUGAUGCUCUCUAUGUUUUUGCCAAGAUGAAAGAUUCCAAUAUCCAUGCUUCGAUAAUUACAUAUAAUAAUUUGUUGUAUAGUUUGAGACACACCGAUAACAUCUGGGAUGUCUAUGAUGACAUCAAAGCCAGUGGGAUAAACCCGAGCAAGUAUACUAAUUCCAUUGUUAUAGAUGGACUUUGCAAACAAUUCUUGAUGCAAAAAGCAGUUGAUUUUCUUCGAGAGACUGAAUGUAGAGAAUCUGGGCCUUGUGUUGUGGCUUUCAAUACUCUUAUGUCGAGUUCCUGUAAAAUGGGUUCCAUAGACGUUGCGAAGUCAUUCUUUUGUAUGAUGUUUAAAUGUGGAUUACAUCCCAAUGUAUAUAGUUACAAUAUUCUCAUUCACGGAUUAAGUGUGGCUGGUGCAAUGGAAGAAGCAUUGGAGUUCACAGAUGAUAUGAAGAAACAUGGUUUAGAGCCUAAUCAGGUAACUUAUAACGUCCUCGCCAAAGGAUUUCAUUUGCUUGGUAUGAUGAAUGGUGUCUGGAAGUUCGUUAAUGAAAUGCUUCAUAAAGGCAUAGAUCCUGAUAUUUUCACGUAUACAAUGUUGAUAUGUGGAUAUUACAAUGAUGAGGGUAUUAAGUUGAAAGAGGAGACGGGGGUCCAUGCCAGUGAUAUCUCAGACACGAUGUUACUUAGCAGUUUGUGUAAAAGCGGACGUUUAGAUGAAGCUUUGAAUUUGUUCCAUGAGAUAGAGAGCAGCGGUCAUAAACCGGAUCCUAUCAUGUACUCGAUUCUUAUUUCAGGCCUUUGUAAGCAAGGAUUGGUUGAGAUGGCUUUUCAAUUGUACAAUGAUAUGUUGUGUUGUAAGAGAAUUCUUCCAAAUAUUGUUGCUCAUAGAUCUAUUCUCAAAAGCUUCUGUGAGAGAGGGUACAUUUGUGAGGCAAGAGUUCUGUUUGACGCUUUCAUAAAUUGUGACUUAAUGGAUGAUGUUGUUUUGGGUAAUAUUAUGAUUGAUGGAUAUGCAAAACUUGGUGACAUCGGUGAGGCUGUUCAGGUAUACCAACUGAUAACAGGGAAAGGAAUAAUGCCAACCAUAGUUACAUUCAAUUCCUUAAUAUAUGGGUUCUGCAAAGCCAGAAAGUUUGAUGAUGCAAGGAACUGGGUUGACACUAUAUAUUCACAUGGGUUGAUACCAUCAUCGAGGACGUACACAAUUCUUAUGGAUGCCUAUGGUGAAGAAGGAAAAAUUGAAGCCGUUUUUGAGUUGCUAGAGGAAAUGAAAGCAAGGGCCAUAGAACCAACUCAUGUUACUUACACAGUGAUAAUGAAAUGCCUCUGUAGAAGAAGGCAGAUGCAUGAGUCUGUACGGAUACUAAAGGGUAUGUUACCGGAUGGUUUUCAGCCGGAUGAAAUUUUUUACAACACCAUUAUUAAAAAAUUAUGCGAGGCUCGAGAUAUGAAAGGUGCUUUCCGAUUGCAUAAAGAAAUGGCGGUGCACAAACUUCAGCCAAGUCGAGUCACGUACAACAUUCUCCUUAAUGGUUUAUGUACACACGGAGAACUAAAGAAUGCUGAGGAACUAUUUUCUACACUCCAAGAUGUUGGCUUGAUGAAAUGUGAUUACACCAUUCUAAUAAAAGCGUAUUGUGCAAAAGGAUCAGUGGAUAAGGCAGUGGUUCUGUUCCAAAAGAUGAUUGAGAAGGGCUUUGAAAUCUCUAUUAGAGAUUAUAGUGCUGUGAUUAAUAGGUUGUGCAAAAGAAACUUACUAGCUGGUGUGAAGAUUUUUCUGCGUAUGAUGUUGUUUCAUGGCAUAUCUGUUGAUUCACAAAUUUGUUUUGUUAUGCUUAAAAGUUUCAAUCAUAUUCGUGAUCGCAAUUCUGUGUUCCAAUUGUCCUCUUUGAUGAUGAAGUGUGGGUUAGAUACUGAUUAUAAUUGUGGUUAAGUGUACGAAACACCAAUUCAGGAUGAUUAGCGUGCUCUGUUGCAAUAUAUGAGCUUCUUGGUUCACGUGAUGUUACCAGAAAAGUUCCUAAAAGCUGUAACUUGAUUUUAUAAGAUGAGGUCAUACAUUUUUGUAUGGAGAAAAGACACAGGGACUUUGGCAUCUGUAAGAAAAGUUAACAGAUCCUCAGAAACACAUAGUCAGUUGUCCUUGUGGAUCCUAGUCUUCAGCAGUCAAUAGGGGCAUGCCAGCUGUAUGACUGCUGGAGCUUUUGUGGCUUGAGUUCUUGGAGCUGCUCAGAGUAGCAGCCAGCUCGUUUGGCUACAUUUUUCCUAGUUGCCAAGGAGCUGACUAAUGGCAUCAUCUGAGUUGAAGAAAUAUCCAUAAACGAAGAUAUUGCAGCGCGUAGAGCUCAAGAGAUUAAGGAACAACAAUGAGCUGAUGGAAAUUUGAGCGCCGCACCAGAUUUGCACAAAUGUCACCUGGUAGAAAACAAUCUUUUUUGUUGCAACUGUAAGCUAAAAGAUCCAAAUAAAAGGGCAGCGACUUAGUUAUCAUUCAAGUAAUACAUUAUCCUCAACGGAAGUUGCUAUUCAACCUCAAAGACAAACUGUUGUCAUAAUUGUUGAUCCUCCGGUAACUUCUGAAGAAGGUUGAUGCUUUUGUGAAGAUUUUUUACGGGUUGCACAUAGCUGGUCUAUGAGGUACAAAAUCAAGGAUGAAGUUACUAUAAGACCUGCUUGCAAGAAUUGGGCUGCCUAGGGUCCCAUAUCCUGGGAGUGAAAGAUCUAAUUGAUAAAAGCUUUGAGAAGAAGAUUCACUGUAGCAAAAGCAGAACGAGUAUUAUGCCUCUAUGUUUCCCGGCUGGUGAGGAAGUCAAAACCAUGAGAAUUGUUAAAGCUGGAUUAUGCCUCCAUUCUAAUGCUUGUACUCCAGAUUUGGAUGGGAGUUUACUAGCUGCCUCUAUCCGUUUGGUGAAGGUGUACUUAAACAGGAAUUAUAAAAUAAUUUCAACGAUUACCAUUGAUAUUGAAGCUUGAUUCUACACCAAAUACACAUAAGGGUUUUUGGAGUUCAGUGGAAAUAAACGGGCGAAGACUAGAAACUGUUUGCACUACUGAUAUGUCGGUACUUCAAUUGAGAGGUAAGGAAUGAACUCUGAUGCCCAUCUUAAUUUAUUCUCUUGGCUGUUGAAACUCUUGGUCUAAUUUUCUAUACUUCAAUGGUCUUUUUGACUUCCGCAACUUAAUUUUCAUCUGGUGAUCAACAGCCAAUAUGCAAUUGACCUCUCAUUCCUGCUUGACAUGUACGCCUUUUCUUCUACUUGAUUUUCACAAAGCUGAUUAUACACACUUAUUCUAUAUUGUGUUCUUCUCCUCUCUUGCUUCCCUGCUUUCCGCAGAUUCUUUUAUGUAUUAUCCCUGCUUUAUGUAGAUUACAUUCAGAUGUUUUGCUUUUGAUAUAUAACAGCUACAAUGUACUUCUUGAUUUUCUUUCCUCUGAUCAUUAUAUCGAUGUUUGUGCUUCUUAGUUAUCCUUGUGCUUUUUAUGCCUUUUCUCCUUGCCUUUCAUCUCACUUCUAGAUUUUCCAGAUAUAAUAUGGGUGCCUAUGUGAGAUUAUCAAACACCAUGAAAGACUUAUUGAGUAGCAGGUAUAUUGCAACAGGCAAAAUAAUUGUCGUUUCAGCACAAAAUUUGAGGAAACCCAAUUCAAAAGUUCCAACAACAACAACAUACCCAGUAUAAUCCGACAAGGUGGGGUUCUGGGGAGGGUAGAGUGUACACAGACCUUACCCCUACCUUUGGAGGUAAAGAGACUGUUUCCGAUAGACCCUCGGCUCAAGAAAAACAAUUCAAAGCAGUCAACAAAGGACCAAUUCAAAAGUUCCAACUUCAUAAAUCCAUCAGGAGUCAAAUCCUCGCUGGAGCCGUUUCAUGUAGCUGGGGAGGCUUCUCUGCAAACAUCUAGGUCAAAAGCUCGGAUGCACGAACUUGUCUCUCUUGAAAAGGAAGUAUCUUGUGUCAGCUUAUCCAACUGCAUUGUAUCGAACCACGUUGUGAAGAUUAUGUGUACUAUUGGACAUUGACAAUGGUCUAAGCUUUUUCUCCUCAUGCAACUUAUAAAUUGAUUAAUGAGAGAUGGUUUCUGUCUAUCCAUGUAAGAGAUCCAUAAUUGGUACCUAUGUAAUAAGCACAUACAUUGCAAGUAAAAGUAAUAUAAACCUCUACAUUGUUG